Molecule: messenger RNA, 903 nt
Organism: Penicillium hordei
Lineage: Eukaryota; Fungi; Ascomycota; Eurotiomycetes; Eurotiales; Aspergillaceae
Product: fungal specific transcription factor domain-containing protein
Exons: 1
Coding region: 1-903 (300 amino acids)
Biological process (GO): positive regulation of transcription by RNA polymerase II
Cellular component (GO): nucleus
Molecular function (GO): DNA-binding transcription factor activity; transcription cis-regulatory region binding
Source: RefSeq, a predicted model, not a curated record
AUGGAUCCUGAAGUACUGGUUAUCAUGAUCAUGCUAUGUCUAUACGAGAUAGUGGAUAAGUGUGAUCAACAAUGGAUCAUCCAUCUCAAAGGGGCCAACGAUUUAAUCAGACUGCGAAGAAAACAGCAAAUAGAAUUAUCGCAGUCAACGGCCCCGUCGGAUCCCGUGACGACUUUUGCAGAGCAAUUUUUUGCCUUUCAGGAUGUCAUGGGUCGAACAGCUUGUGCCAAAGAGGUCUUGUUUGGCACCGACUACUGGAAACCGGACGAACGCAACAUCGAUCUUUGGAUGGGAUGUAGUCCUGAAUUGGUCUCGAUCCUAGCCAAAAUCACAGAUAUGAGUCGAACCAGGAGACAAAAUACAUCCGAGGCGGACAAGGCAUCGUUCUCACUACGUGCGGCGUCCCUUGAGCGCCAACUAGAAAACUUGGUCCAAGAGGUGGGAGAAGGUGACGAAGAAAUGCUCGGCCUGGUUGCAGAUUCUAAGCGAUUGGCUGCCAUGCUUUACUUACACUGCUCUUUAUAUGGGGCUGGGCCUACCACACCUUUGGUGAAGAGUUAUGUGCGCCAGAUCCUACGAGUCGUGUCGGACCUUCUUGACCGUAGAUCGCUGGUCAAUGUGACAUGGCCAGUUUUUGUGGCAGCCGUGGAGCUUGAUCCAUCCGAUGAUGAGCUCUGCCCAGAAUCGGAAAUGGAAUCAGGCUCGGGACGAGCGAUUGUGCUACGUUCCCUGGCAACAUUGGCCGAUUCAACGAUCUCGAACAUUGCUAGAACAAGGGCAGUGAUCACCAAGUUAUGGCAGACACGUGAUUCAGAUUUGAUCAAGGGAACCGCUCUGCAGAAUGAUUACAAUGAUUGGGAAUGGCAUGUUGUGCCAAUCAGCAAUGCCAUGAGUCUAGCGUGA